AUGGGAGCUCGCGCGUUGUUGAUAAUUGACAUCCAAAACGAUUUUCUCCCACCUGAUGGGUCUUUAGCCGUGCAAGAUGGGGAUGCCAUCAUUGAUCCCGUGAUCAAGCUUCUCAACGAGAAGAAAUGGGACUGUGUUGCCAUGACCAAAGACUGGCACCCUUCGGACCACAUAUCGUUCGCUAAAAACCAUGGUUUGCCAGACUACAGCGCAUUCACAUACGAAUCGCCUGUGCCAGGCAGUACGGAGAAACAAGAGGCAACCCUCUGGCCGGUACAUUGUGUGCAGGAAAGUUGGGGUUCUGAAGUCCCAGAAAGGCUAAUGAAGGAGCUACAAAAGCAGGAAGUCCCCCAUACCGUUGUAAACAAAGGAUUUCUAGCAGAUCGCGAGUACUAUUCUGGAUUUAACGACAUUUGGAAUGACCACCGCACGGAAUUAGACGAUUUCUUGAAAAAGAAUAACGUUUCAGAAGUGUACUUGGUAGGCUUAGCUUUGGACUUUUGUGUUAUGAACACUGCUAUAAGUGCCGCAAAAUUAGGUUACAAGACUACUAUCCUCAAGGACUACACACGAGCCAUUAAAAACGAUCCCAAAUCAGUAGAAACAUUGAUCAAAGAUCUACAUUCCCGUUUCAACAUACAAAUCGAGUAG
Molecule: messenger RNA, 651 nt
Organism: Kluyveromyces marxianus DMKU3-1042
Lineage: Eukaryota; Fungi; Ascomycota; Saccharomycetes; Saccharomycetales; Saccharomycetaceae
Gene: PNC1
Product: nicotinamidase
Exons: 1
Coding region: 1-651 (216 amino acids)
Source: RefSeq, a predicted model, not a curated record